AUGGCGAUCUUCAGGCAGCUGUCCCUGGGCGCAAAGGCCGCCCUGGCAGCCGGCACUGUCUUCGUGUCCAUGGUCAUCUCCCGCUCCUACCUGGCGGAGAGCCUCGAGCUCAGGGCCUGGCGGUGGCUGUUCCGCCUGCAGCUCGCCCUGUUUGCCAACUCGCUCAUGCUCCUCGGUUCCCUCUACAUCUGGCGAAGCACCGUCAGCAACCUCAGCCACUCCCCUGCUGCAGAGUCGGCCUGUUUCCAGCUUUGGAAGUUGGCCGUUGUGGCCUUCCUGGCCCUGGCCCAUUCCAGUUUCUUCACCAUGAUCUUUCUAGUGGCCGAGGAGCCCUAUCUCUUUUCCCUGACGGCCUACUCCUGCCUUGGGGCAUACAUCAUCAUGGUCUGCUUCCUCUGUACCCUCAGUGGCAUGGAGCAGGCCUACCAGCUCCUGGCCUUGCGCGCCGGCAGGGUGGUGGGCAGCCUUGACAAGACAAGGAAGCUGGCACUCAGGCCAGCGCUGGCGGUGCUGGUGUCCGCCGUGCUCAGUGUGGUAGGGCUGCUGAACGCUGCCCAGCCCCCGGCUGUGAAAACCGUGGAGGUGCCCAUCCAUUGGCUGCCCGCCUCCAUGGACAACCUCAAGAUCGCGCUGCUCUCCGACAUCCACUUGGGCCCCACGGUGGGCAGGACCAAGAUGGAGAUGUUCGUGAAGAUGGUGAACACGCUGGAACCGGACGUCACAGUGAUUGUGGGUGACCUGUGUGAUGCCGAAGCCUCUGUCCUCCGGACAGCCGUCGCUCCUCUGGGCCAGCUUCGUUCACGCCUCGGCACCUACUUCGUCACGGGGAAUCACGAGUACUACACAUCAGAUGUCAGCAACUGGUUUGCGCUGCUGGAAUCCCUGAACGUCACGCCCCUUCACAAUCAGAACGUGAAGAUUUCUGCCACCCAGGCCCAGCCUGGCAGGGGUGAGGAUGAUGACUGGAUCUGCUUGGCCGGGGUGGACGACAUCGAAGCAGACAUCCUGCACUACUCUGGCCACGGCAUGGAUCUCAAGAAGGCUCUGGGGGGCUGCAGCCCGGACCACACCACCAUCUUGCUAGCUCAUCAGCCCCUGGCUGCCAAGAGAGCUCUCCAGGCUCGGCCAGAUAUCAACUUGAUCCUUUCUGGGCACACUCACGCUGGGCAGAUCUUUCCCUUGAAUGUGGCAGCCUAUCUCCUGAACCCCUUCUUUGCUGGUCUGUACCAAGUGGCCCAGACUACAUUUGUUUAUGUGAGCCCAGGCACGGCCUACUAUGGGAUACCCAUGCGACUGGGCAGCAGGGCGGAGAUUACAGAGCUCGUCCUGCAGCGGGUUCCCUGA
Messenger RNA from Lagenorhynchus albirostris (white-beaked dolphin), 1344 nucleotides. It is a transcript of the gene TMPPE, whose product is annotated as transmembrane protein with metallophosphoesterase domain. Gene Ontology annotation, molecular function: hydrolase activity. The transcript has a single exon. Lineage: Eukaryota; Metazoa; Chordata; Mammalia; Artiodactyla; Delphinidae. Bases 1 to 1344 code for a protein of 447 amino acids. The record is from RefSeq and is a predicted model, not a curated record.